GGGAAAGCUACGGCGGCCGAGGAGGCUCUUGAGUACCCAGAAGGCGAAGCUGGGCCGGUUCGCCAGGCCUGGAGCAUGGCGGCUCACCUGAAGAAGCGGGUCUACGAGGAGUUCAGCAAAGUGGUGGUCCAGCAACAGCAGCAUGAAGAAAUUUCGGCUAAAAAAAUCCGGCUAACCAAACCCAGCAAAUCUGCCGCUCUUCACGUAGAUCUUUGCAAGGCCACCUCGCCGGCCGAUGCGUUGCAAUACUUGCUUCAGUUUGCCCGGAAGCCAGUGGAGGCUGAAAGUGUGGAAGGCGUUGUGCGAAUCUUGCUGGAACAUUACUACAAGGAAAUCGAUCCCUCCGUGAGAUUGAAAAUCGCUUCCUUGCUGGGCUUGUUGUCCAAAACUCCUGACUUUUCUCCUGACUGCAUUCUGGACGAUGUCAUUAAUACUCUCCAAACUGAAAAAUCCCACCAAGUUCUGGCUCAGCUUUUAGAUACCUUGCUGGUGAUCGGGAAGAAACUUCAAGAGAACCCUGCAGUGCGAGGACAUCUCGUAGACGUGGCUUGCAAGCAUCUGACCGAUUCCUCGCACGGCGUAAGGAACAAAUGCCUCCUCCUGAUUGGCUGCCUGGGGACAGUGGAGAAAGCUGGCGGCUUGAAGGAAGCGGACCGCCAGUCUCCCAAAGACGUGCAGUUGAUCAUCGGCGAUCACUUUAGCGACCAGGAUCCACGAGUUAGAAGCGCUGCUAUCAAAGCUAUGUUGCAGCUCCAUGAAAGGGGUUUAAAGUUACAGCAAGCCAUUUAUAACCAGGCUUGCAAACUCUUAAUGGAUGAUUACGAACAGGUCCGGAGCGUCGCAGUGCAGCUCACCUGGGUCCUCAGCCAGCUUUACGCAGAAAGCAUUGUCCCCAUCCCAUCUUCCAACGAAGAAAUCCGGCUGGUGGACGAUGCUUUCGGGAAGAUCUGUCACAUGGUCAGCGACGGCUCCUGGGUUGUGAGAGUCCAGGCUGCGAAGCUGUUGGGAUCUAUGCAGCAAGUUAGUUCUCAUUUUUUAGAGCAGACCUUGGACAAGAAGCUGAUGUCAGAUUUGAGGCGCAAACGCACCGCUCACGAACGCGCUAAAGAGCUGUACAGUUCCGGGGAGUUCUCAAGCGGCAGGAAAUGGGGGGACGACGCCCCAAAAGAAGAACUAGACACGGGAGCCGUGAACCUCAUUGAAUCAGGAGCCUGCGGCGCUUUUGUCCACGGCCUGGAAGACGAGAUGUACGAGGUUCGGAUUGCCGCCGUGGAGGCCCUCUGCAUGCUGGCGCAGUCCUCGCCCUCUUUUGCCGAGAAGUGCCUUGAUUUCCUGGUCGACAUGUUCAACGACGAGAUCGAGGAAGUGAGGCUGCGGUCCAUCCACACCAUGAGGAAGAUUUCCAACAACAUCGCGCUGCGAGAGGAUCAGCUGGACACGGUGCUGGGUGUCUUGGAGGAUUCCUCCCGAGAUAUCAGGGAAGCUCUGCACGAGCUGCUGUGCUGCACCAACGUCUCGACCAGGGAAGGCAUCCAUCUUGCCUUGGCGGAGCUGCUGAAAAACCUCGCCAAGUAUCCGACGGACAGGGACUCUAUCUGGAAGUGCUUAAAAUUUCUGGGAGGAAGGCACCCCACCCUGGUGCUCCCACUUGUCCCUGAAUUGUUGGGGACCCACCCUUUCUUCGACACCCCCGAACCAGACAUGGAUGAUCCAGCUUAUAUCGCAGUCUUGGUUCUUAUUUUCAACGCGGCUAAAUCCUGCCCAACGAUGCCGGCGCUCUUCUCUGACCACACCUUCCGGCACUACGCUUACCUUCGGGAUAGUCUCUCACACCUUGUGCCGCCUUUGAGGCUGCCUGGAAAGAAGAUGGCCGCUUCUUCUGGGCCUGCCAGCCUCAUCCUUCAAGAAGAUCCUUCUCAGGAAUUUCUACAGCAGAGCCUCGAAAGAGUUUUCAAUCUUCAGCACCUGGAUCCACAGGGCACCCAGGAGCUGCUAGAAUUCACCAUUCGGGACCUCCAGAGGUUUGCAGAACUGCAGUCUGACUUAGCAGGCCUGGCUGACUUCUCUGCCGCUUACCUACGCUGCCAGCUCCUUCUCAUUAAGGCCCUGCAGGAGAAACUCUGGAACGUCGCAGCUCCCCUGUACGUGAAACAGAAUGCAUUGGCCUUAGCUGCAGCUCGGCAGAUUAUGGAAGAAACGUACAAGAUGGAGUUCAUGUACAGCCACGUGGAGCAUCGGCAGGUGGUCAUCAUCCAUCAUAUGAGGCUCCAGGCCAAGGCUCUGCAGCUGAUUGUGACUGUGUGGACAACGAGAGGGGUGGAACCGCUCGGGAUAUGUGAGAAAUUUUUGCAGGAAGUGGACUGUUUUCAAAGGUGUUUUAUUUCUGAGCUGCCUCACAUGCAAGGCAGCUUCGUGGAUAAGCUUCUUGACCUGAUGCCCAGGCUGGUCACCUCCAAGCCUUCAGAGGUAGUCAAGAUCCUUCGGGUGACCUUGAGACAGAGUAAUUUCCUUCGCCUUCCAUUGCCGGAGAAGAUCCACCGAGCAACUGCCACCAUUAUCGAACCCACAGGAGAGUCGGACAAUCCCCUGCGCUUCACGUCCGGUUUAGUUGUUGCUCUAGAUGUGGACGCCACUCUGGAACAUGUGCAAGAUCCCCAAAGCACGGUGAAAGUUCAGAUCAUGUAUCCUGAUGGCCAGUCCCAAGUGAUUCACCCGAAACCGGCAGAUUUUAGAAACCCUGGUCCAGGAAGGCACCGAUUAAUUACUCAGGUUUAUCUCUCACACACCGCCUGGACAGAACCUUGUCAAAUUGAACUCUGUCUUCUCCUGGCCUACAGUUCAGACAGGACCAAAGCCUCCGUGGGCCUCUCGCGGUCCACCUGGGGAGACAGCAUGGAUCUUCCACCCCCAUCCGAGGGCAGCAUCGAAGGGACUCUCUUGUUCGGCAAACCGGUCAAAGUUUAUAUUAUGCCCAAGCCUGCCAGGCGGUGAAAAGCUGCCGUUGCAAAAUAGUUUCCUCUUUUAUUUUACUCCUUGGGGAGAAAUUUCAGAAGUGGAUAAAGACCGUAAAGACCAUCGGAGUGUUGGCCUCCAUGUUAAAACUCCGCUCUCUCUUCUCUGCAUACCGAAUCACCUGAAAGGGAAGGGGUUCCGUUAAGUUGCUCCUCGGACUUUGCUACGGACGUUUUACUCCGUCGCUUGGCAGGCCUCCUUUAAGCGCAACAUGGUUUGGUCCAGCUUGCCCAGCCAAGAGUUGGGCAGUUGGGCACUUCCAACACAUCUGGAGGGAUGUCUUGUU
Pseudonaja textilis is the source of this 3298-nucleotide messenger RNA. It is a transcript of the gene INTS4, whose product is annotated as integrator complex subunit 4. Gene Ontology annotation, biological process: snRNA processing. Lineage: Eukaryota; Metazoa; Chordata; Lepidosauria; Squamata; Elapidae. The record is from RefSeq and is a predicted model, not a curated record. Gene Ontology annotation, cellular component: integrator complex.